This is a messenger RNA of Ceutorhynchus assimilis (cabbage seed weevil), 2218 nucleotides long. Lineage: Eukaryota; Metazoa; Arthropoda; Insecta; Coleoptera; Curculionidae. The record is from the annotation of a GenBank genome assembly.
GGUUGACAUCUAAACAGCUGAUUUUCUAAGACAACAACAAGAAAAUUCUUCAAAUUGUUUAUGUGUUUUUAUUAUUCUUGUAAUGUUUAAUACGUAUUUCAAGGCCUAAUUUUCAAUAUAUUUCGAGCCGAUUAACAUGGAAGACGAGUUCGACGAUUACCAAGACGUUUUCAGUCAAGACGGGGUGCUCCUAAGACAAGCCCCUUCGGCUUACAUCCAGUAUAUAAAUACGAUUGGGACUUUGUAUAUUUGGGAGACUCUGGAGAAUGAGGCCUGCCACUCGAAAAAACGCUUACUCGAAUGGAAACCCAACGACGUCACAGUAGACUCUGACGUGCAAGAUCAAGAAUGGGCGGUAGUCAACACAGUACAAAAGCGCGUGCGCACUUUGAGCGGCAACCUACCCCCAGACUAUUACGCCCGCUUGAAAAAUUUGAAAAUCAAUUUUGAAGACAUCAAAAGCUUUAGGAUUGCCAACAAGAGUCGUCAAUUGACAUUUUUCGACGGUACCUCGGAUUCAAUUUGCAGUCUAUUAUUUCAGCACGGCAACUGCGAAGUUUUGGUCAGUAUUUUGCGCAGCUUUCUGAAAUUCGGCCCUUCAAGACGCGACAAACACUUAUUUGUCAUUUACGACGCUGAUAGUCCAGAGUAUCAGGAGUUGAACAAGACUUUUGCAGCUUUGGAUUUUAAAAACGAAAACUCUUUGUGGACCCUUUUCAAAAACAUCAAAGAGCAUCCUUACGAAGGUAGUUUGGAAGCUUUUAGUAAAGUAACUAACUAUGUUUAUCGUAGUGUAGACGCAAACGAGGCUGAGUUUUUGCAACAGGACGACUUGAAUCGCUCCUUGUCUGAGAUAGACGAUUCUAGUACUGUUCACUCUGGGGGUGAUUACGAGUUGGUGCAAAAGUUGCCUCAGUUGCCCAAACGAAAAGAUUUUCCUAGGUGCAGACCUUUGACUGAAGAACAGUGGAGGGAGCAGUUCAAUUACGAAGGUCGAUUGGAAGAUGUUGAAUCGAUUAAGACUUUGAUUUUUAGAGGAGGAGUAACACCUUCAAUCCGCAAAGAAGUCUGGAAAUUCCUUCUAGAUUACCAUCCGUGGAACAGCACCAGUGCAGAACGUCAAAAAUGUAAUUCCACAAAAAGUGAGGAGUAUUAUUUGAUGAAGCUCCAAUGGAAAUCUUUUACAAAAACUCAAGAAGAUAAUUUUUCUGACUUUGCCCAACGCAAAUCCUUAAUAGAUAAAGAUGUUAAUAGAACUGAUAGAAAUUUGGAUUUUUAUGCAGGCGACAACAACUUCAAUUUAACCACCUUGAAUGACAUUCUAAUGACGUAUGUAAUGUACAAUUUUGAUUUGGGCUACGUACAAGGCAUGAGUGAUCUUUUAUCGCCUCUGUUGAUGCUGCUUGAACACGAAAGCGACACUUUUUGGUGUUUUGUCGGCUUCAUGAAUAAACUAAUUUCUAAUUUCGAUAUCGAUCAGGCAGGAAUGAAAGAGCAACUGGCCAAUUUGUACACUUUAUUGGCUUUUAUCGAUCCUUUUUUGGCCAACUAUUUGGAAACGCACGAGUGCGCCAACAUGUUUUUCUGUUUCCGCUGGUUAUUGGUUUGGUUCAAGCGGGAAUUGAAGCAAGACGACGUCAUGAGGUUCUGGGAGGUUUUAUGGACCGGAUAUCCGUGUCAGAAUUUCCAUUUAUUGGUUGGUGUAGCCAUUUUGGAACAAGAAAGGGGGGCACUAAUGGAAAAUAAUUAUGGAUUCACAGAAAUUUUAAAGCAUAUCAACGAAUUAAAUGGCAAACUCGACAUGUCUCUAAUGCUCAACAAAGCAGAAGGUAUUUUCUAUCAAUUGAAAGAAUCUGAUCAUUUGACUGACAACAUCCGAUUUAUUUUGGGGUUGCCUUUGCUCAGUCAACAAACGAGCGCCAAUCACUCUAUAUCGCCUGACUCGAGCGCCAAUCAUUCGCAGCCACGUUGCUCGGUCGAUCACGUCCGAAUCAGUCCGGAAAGUGACGAGGCUGUUUACGAUAGAUCUAUCACUACAAAUUUUUUAUAAAAUCGAAUCAGAACCUUCAAUUUGCAUAAACUGAUUGAAUGUUCCUAAACAUUUAUCACAAGUCUUAUUAAAAUCACAUGCAUAAUAAUUUAAGUCUUAUAAAUCCAUGUUUAUUAUUAUUAUUAAUUAUUCAUAUAUUAUUAUCAUUUUACUGUUUCUAUUGAUCGA